Molecule: messenger RNA, 1330 nt
Organism: Striga hermonthica
Lineage: Eukaryota; Viridiplantae; Streptophyta; Magnoliopsida; Lamiales; Orobanchaceae
Source: the annotation of a GenBank genome assembly
UCAUGUCGUGCCCAGUGGCACGCCAGCGCACGCGAGCGACCAUGCCCGUGCACCAAGCCAUGCCCAGCAAGGCUGGCAGAUUCAUGCUGCGCCCAGUCCAUGCAACGCCCGUGCUCGCAGCCUUAGCAGGCCCGUUGGCCGAGCCAGCAGCCGACCGCCCGGCCACAGCAGGCCGGCAGUCCGGCCAGACCGGAAACCGACCGGUUCAGACUGGUUUAAGUCACGGGAAGGCUGUACGUGGGACAGGUUCAAGGAGUUGAUUCGAGAAAAGUAUUAUCCUGCGUACUAUCGAGCCGAAAUGGAGCGUCAGUUUCUGUCACUCCAACAAGGUACUCGUACACUGGACAAGUACGAGCAUGAGUUCACUCGACUUGGAGCCUUUGUUCCCGAUUUGGUGAGCACUGAGGCAAAGAGAUCGAGGCAUUUCACUGACGGGCUUUUGCCAGCAGUCCGUCAUAACAUUGUAGGUCAUGGCACUCAGACCUAUGCCCGUACUGUCACCAUAGCCAGGAAGUCGACGCCAGCAUCCGGAGGGAAGCCAACCAGGGACAACAAGAAAAGAAAGGGAAAAGGCUUUCAGAAUGACAGGAAGAACCCUCCGAGACAAGUAGGAGCCGCCAGGCCACAGCAGAUUCCACCAUGUGCUACUUGUGGACGACCCCAUCGUGGAGAGUGUCAUUUCGGCCAGGACAUUUGCUAUUAUUGCCAUCAGCCCGACCAUUUUGUCAACAACUGCCCAGAGCGACCUCAGCCACGACAGCAGCCACCACAGCAGCGACAACAGCAGCAGUCCAGACAACAGGCCCCGAGGCCAUCCCAGCAGCAGCAGCAGAGAGGCAGACAUCAGGCUCGUGUUUAUGUUGUUGAUCAGGUCGAGGCGGAACAGCACCUAGGUACUAUGUCUGGGAUGAUUAUGCUUAACGAUGUUCCUGUCUUCGCUUUAUUUGAUACUGGAGCCACUCAUUCUUUUAUAUCGCGACAAUGUCUUGAUGCCAUUGGAGUACAUUCUAUUACCACUAUCGAUCCUCUCGAGGUGAGUUUAGCCUCGGGACGAAAGAUAGUGACCGACGCCAAAUCUACUGAUCUCAUCCUUUCUAUCGAUGGUCGUAUCUUGUCUACCGACGCUUACGCUCUCGAGAUGAGAGACUUUGACCUCAUUCUCGGUAUGGAUUGGCUAACAUAUUUUCAUGUAGGUAUUCGAUGCCAUGACAGGGAGAUUACUCUUUGUCUUCCGAGAGAUGAGCAUAUUACUUUCUAUGGCACCAAGACUUGUUCUUUACCUCAUGUAUUUCCAUGGCGAAAGCCAAGAAAAUGUUACGACGAGGUGACU